Molecule: messenger RNA, 4084 nt
Organism: Plectropomus leopardus (leopard coralgrouper)
Lineage: Eukaryota; Metazoa; Chordata; Actinopteri; Perciformes; Serranidae
Gene: prodhb
Product: proline dehydrogenase (oxidase) 1b
Cellular component (GO): mitochondrion
Molecular function (GO): proline dehydrogenase activity; FAD binding
Source: RefSeq, a predicted model, not a curated record
ACCGCUGUAGCGUGCGCAGCUUGCACCGCCAGAUGGUCCGCGAAACUUCCCGGCUCCGCUGACAUCUACCUCCUCCAGGCUGAUGUUUCAUGUCAAAACCGUGCCAGCCCUGACGCGGGCAGGGGCGGACAUCCCCUUCAAACGGCUCCUCUCCAGCCGAGGACUCCGCUCCACCGUCACCUCGACCUCGGCGACCCAGGCGGAGGAUGUCAGCAGCCGCGGCGGCGCAAAACAUGACUCGGCACCGGCGGAGCUCCCAGUACAGCCGGGGAGAGGAGGGAGAGACGGCCGCGCCGCUAAUGAGAUCUCCGUAGACUUUGACCAGACACAGGGGGCUUAUAAGAGCAAAGACUCAUUAGAGCUGCUCAGAAGUUUGGUGGUUUUCAAACUCUGCUCCUAUGACUUCCUGGUUGAUAAGAAUAAAGAGAUAAUGGAUCUCGGUAAGAAGGUCCUGGGCCAGAAAGCAUUCGAAAAGUUCAUGAAGAUGACAUUUUAUGGCCAGUUUGUCGCUGGUGAGGACCACAUGGCCAUCAGACCGCUGAUCCAGAAGAAUCAGGCCUUCGGUGUGGGCUCUGUCCUGGACUACAGCGUGGAGGAAGACAUCAGCCAGGAAGAGGCCGAGCAGAAAGAGAUGGACUCCUGUGUAUCUGCUGCAGAGAAACAGAAAAAAGGUGAGGACCACAGAGAGAAAAAAUACAAAGCGCACAAACAAUUUGGGGACCGUCGCGGGGGUGUGACUGGAGCCCGCACGUAUUUCUACGCAGAUGAGGCCAAAUGUGACCAGCAUAUGGAGACCUUCAUCAAAUGUAUCAAAGCAUCUGGUGGGAGUGCAAUGGACGGUUUCUCUGCCAUCAAAAUGACUGCUCUAGGACGACCUCAGUUUCUGCUUCAGUUCUCAGAGGUCCUGGUGAAAUGGCGGCGAUUUUUCACCUUCCUGGCAUCGCAGCAGGGGAAUGACAGCAUGGAGGCUUUAGAGCAGAGGCUGGAGCUCAAACAAAUGCAGGAAUUCCUGACCAAACUGGGUGCAAAAGGUGACUUCUAUGGCUGGUUUACUGGAAUGAAAGAGGAACUGUCGGGAACCAUUGACAUGCUCGACUGGAACAGCCUAAUAGAUGACAGAACAAAGAUAUCGGACCUGCUGGUUGUCCCAAAUGUAGAGCUAGGUGAGCUGGAGCCUCUGCUGGAGAAGUUCACUGAAGAGGAGGAGAAACAGAUGAAGAGGAUGUUACAGCGCAUGGACGUCUUAGUCAAGCAUGCCAUUGAGAAUAAUGUUCGCUUGAUGGUGGAUGCAGAGCAAACCUACUUCCAGCCGGCCAUCAGCAGACUGACAUUAGAGAUGCAGAGGAUCUAUAACAAAGAAAAGCCUGUCAUCUUCAACACCUACCAGUGUUAUCUUAAGGAGGCUUACGACAAUGUCACCAUGGACGUAGAGUUGUCUCGGCGUGAGGGUUGGCAUUUUGCUGCCAAGCUGGUGCGUGGGGCCUACAUGUAUCAGGAGCGAGAGAGGGCCAAAGACAUUGGUUAUGAGGACCCUAUUAACCCCGAUUAUGAGUCGACAAAUGUAAUGUACCACAGGUGUUUGGACUAUGUGCUGGAUGAGAUUGCGCUCAACAGAAAUGCCAACGUUAUGGUGGCUUCCCAUAAUGAGGACACUGUGAAACACACUUUGAGGAGAAUGAAUGAGCUGGGCCUCUUACCCACAGAGAACAAGGUGUACUUUGGUCAGCUACUGGGCAUGUGUGAUCAGAUCAGCUUCCCACUGGGGCAGGCAGGCUUCCCUGUCUAUAAGUACGUCCCCUAUGGACCAGUGAAUGAGGUGAUGCCCUACCUGUCUCGGAGAGCCCAGGAGAACCGAGGCUUCAUGAAGGGCGCCCAGAAGGAGAGGGAGCUGCUGUGGAAGGAGCUGAAACGCAGAGUUGCCUCUGGGGAGCUUCUCUACAGACCGGUGUACUGAAAACACAGAAGAAGAGACAAAGAGUGUGUCAGCGUGUCGAGUUUGUCUUUUUUUACAUUUUGUUAUCUUCUUGAGUUGACGGCUGCUGUUGUGGUUGUCUGUUCUGCCUCUCCCUCUGUACAGCUCUCUCCCCUGGAUGUACAUCUCCUGUUCCACCCUGUCCUGCAGUUUUCGCUGACCGACUAUUUCAGCAUGUCGCUCUCUCAUUCUAUUGUUUUCCCCUCCGUUCUGUGUUGUUACCCACCUUCACCCACCACCUUGUCUUUUGUGUACUGCCCAUGUUGUCACUAUUUCUUUGCCUUAGCCGCCCCUGCAUCCAUAAGCAUUCCUCAUUUUGUCCUCCCAUUGUCUGUAGAGCUCUGGUAUCCAUCAAGUGGGCAUCUUUACUGCUCCAAAAGGACUCCCUAAAAUGUCAACGAGACCGGGGCGGGCGUCUCGUUUUAUCACCCUAUUCAUCUUUGAAAGGGACAACAAUAAUAAAAAUAACAGGCUUGAUUUAAAUGGUAGUAAAGGAAACAUCAAUAUUCCCCUCCUAUAUUAUGAUUUUUUGACUCUUGGAUGGCCACGCAGUCCCCAGAGGAGGCUUCUGUGCUUCGUAUAUGUGUUUGUGUUGCUUGUUUGAAAAUGAUGCCUGUUUAUGAAUCAAUGAGAGAGUAUAAAUGGCUCCUCACAGCACAUCCCUCUUCUUCUAAGCGUGCAAUGCUUUUGUUAUUGUAUUUACUGCAGGAAGCUAUAUUCUGGGUCACUGAGGUGUUACAAGAGAACAUACAGUGUUCAGUAUUCAGGGAGUGAAUCUGCUUUUAAUACAGAUGCCUGCGAGUCUGGCAGGUUGUUUUAUUUUUUCAUUUCAGGGGAAUAAUAAGUUAGAGGGUUGCCUUUUAGUUCUAUUGCAUUUUGAUGGAUUAACUCUGCCGUUUUUUAUCUUUGACAAUGUAAAUAUGUUUGAAGCGGGUAAUUCCAUUUGUUGGUUUUACAUGUCUCACUUUAUGGACCUGUAAAAUGGCUCAAUGAAUAAAUAUGCACUGUAAGAACUGCAGAAGUCUACUUCCAACUGUUGUUAAAAGGAGGACUGGGUGUUAUUGACUGCAGUGUUGCAGCUGUGAGCUAUUUGUGGAGCUCGGGUUGUUUUGGGUUUUAUUUCUGCGACAUCUUCCGCUUAGUUAUCAAUACACAAUUAGUAUUUGAGUCAGAGGGUAACCAAGCUUCAUGAUAAUUACGGCCUUGUCAUUUUACGAGAGCAGUCAGUGCUCUGUAGACCAUCAUUUAAUUACCCAUGAUGCUACGCUCAAUACAGAUCACAGAAAUUGGAUGCAUUAAUCAUCACUCAGAAGAAACUUUAGUGGCUGUUAAGUUUUAGUGAGGCAAAGCGCCACAGAGCUGUCACUGCUGCUGUAUUCUAUCGGUUUAAUUAAGAAUCAAGUCGGCUGUUUUUUUAAAAGAUGUUCGAUGUGCCUGCGGGUAUACGUUUGGCAACAAAUCUCUUCUUACAGGGCGCUGGAGUUUUCCUGGUUAGCUACAGUUGCAAAGAUGAUUUAGAGGAGACAUUAUAGUGUUUGUUCCAAGUUCCAAGUCAAUCAAAACGUGCAUGAGCUCAGCAUUUUCUCUGGGACUUAUCAACACGUCUCCCAGCUUUAGAAGCACACAGGCAUGUAAUAGACUCAACCAGGCUAAUUUACUUUAUGUGAUGAGUGUUGACAUUGCAUUAUGCAAGUUUGAAGGAUGGCAUAUGUUGCAGAUUCCUUUGAGCUCCUCAGCCAAAUAAUAUAUAAAGAUGGAUGACGUAUCUCUACUUCCUCCCACCGUACAAAAAUGAAGCAGAAGUAUCCAUACUGCCGCUUCCAUCUGGAGCUGGUGACGUCAUUUGGAGCCAGAGUCUGCGCAGUUGCGAUCUCGAGUAUCGAGUUCUGAUGUCCGCCCAGUUACGAGUAAUGAUACUGAUUGUGAGCACACUGAUUGGCACACAAAGCUGUCAAUCAUGACAUCAAACCACCUUUCAGAUAACAUUAAAACCAAACUUAUCAGAUAAACGUUUUUCAGUAUGAUAUCAUCUAUCUAUAAUGACAGACACCAUCUUUCAGAUUUUUUAUUUAUUUUCAUUUUUUUAUGUGUACUUUGUUUUUUUAGUUAACC